AGUGACUGCCAUAUUAAUUUUAACAAAACUUGCACUAGAAGAACAAGAAAGGCUCACUGCAUAGGAGUGGUGGGGAUUAUUAAAAGCUGAAACAGGGUGAGCAACCACCAAAACUAAAUCUGAAAUAAUGACUUUCGAUCCAGUUGUUCGGUAACUUUCUGCUGAUUCUUCUUUUAAUAAGCUGCAAACUUCGUUAUAUAUAUUCCGAGAGUAAAUUGAGAUCCAGUAAUACCUUUAGUUUGGUGUUAUGGCCCUAGAGAACGGCAGAAAUGGUGGAAGUAUGGACGAUGCCACCACAUCGAAAAGACAGGAAGGGAAGGAGAAAAGUUCAGGCCCGAGUAAGGAACUAGAAAAGCAAGAGAGGAGCAAAGAAGAUGAGAAAACUAAAACUGUGCCAUUCCCCAAGCUCUUUUCGUUUGCUGAUUCCACAGAUACUGUUUUGAUGAUCAUUGGCUCGAUUGGUGCUGUUGGAAAUGGAAUAUCUUUGCCCCUUAUGUCAAUUCUAUUGGGAGACGUGAUUAAUUCUUUUGGACAAAAUCAGCAUAAUGAAAAUGUGGUGCAUUUAGUGUCCAAGGUAUCUCUCAAAUUUGUCUACUUGGCAGUGGGGUCUGGUGUGGGAUCAUUUCUGCAGGUGGCUUGCUGGAUGGUCACGGGAGAGAGGCAGGCUGCUCGGAUAAGAGGUGCAUAUUUGAAAACUAUACUAAGACAAGAUGUAGCUUUUUUUGACAAGGAAACAAACACAGGAGAGGUUGUUGGUAGAAUGUCUGGUGACACUGUUCUCAUACAAGAUGCCAUGGGUGAAAAGGUUGGGAAAUUUAUACAGCUGCUAUCAACAUUCUUUGGAGGCUUUGCAAUAGCAUUUGUCCAAGGAUGGCUUCUUACUCUUGUCAUGUUAUCCUCCAUUCCCCUGAUUGUGAUAGCUGGUGCGGCCAUGUCAAUAAUGAUAACUAGGACAGCAUCUAGUGGACAAACUGCUUAUGCAAAAGCAGCAAUUGUCGUUGAACAGACACUUGGCUCGAUCAGAACUGUCGCGUCAUUUACUUGUGAAGAGCAAGCCAUAAGCAAUUACCAGAAGUUUCUCAUUACUGCUUACAAAUCCGGGGUUCAAGAAGGCUUAGCGGCUGGAUUAGGUAUUGGCAUUGUUAUGUUAGUAAUCUUCAGCAGCUAUUCUUUGGCAGUAUGGUUUGGUGGGAAGCUGAUAUUGGAAAAAGGAUACACUGGGGGCACAGUGAUUAAUGUGAUUGUUGCUCUGUUGAUCGGAUCCACGUCACUAGGUCAGGCAUCUCCCUGCAUGAGUGCAUUUGUGGCUGGUCAAGCUGCAGCUUCUAAAAUGUUUCAGACUAUCAGUAGGGAGCCUAAGAUAGACGCUUACGAAAUGAGGGGAAAGAUAUUGAAGGACAUCAACGGGGAUAUAGAAUUGAGGGAUGUAUAUUUCAGUUAUCCAGCCAGACCCGAUGAUCAAAUAUUUUCUGGUCUUUCUCUUCUCGUCCCAAGUGGCAUGACUGCAGCUUUGGUUGGACAAAGUGGAAGUGGAAAGUCAACAGUCAUCAGUCUGAUAGAGAGAUUUUAUGAUCCACAAGCUGGUGAAGUGCUCAUAGAUGGUAUUAACCUCAAAGAAUUUCAACUUAAGUGGAUCCGAGAGAAAAUUGGUCUUGUCAGCCAAGAACCUGUGUUGUUUACGUCCAGCAUAAGGGAUAACAUUGCAUAUGGAAAAGAUGGUGCAACUACUGAAGAGAUAAGAGCAGUAGCUGAACUUGCCAAUGCUGCUAAAUUCAUAGAUAAACUACCUCAGGGACUAGACACCAUGGUUGGUGAGCAUGGAAUUCAGAUGUCAGGUGGGCAGAAACAGAGAAUUGCAAUAGCAAGAGCAAUUCUGAAAGAUCCACGAAUUUUGCUUUUAGAUGAAGCUACAAGUGCACUUGAUGCAGAAUCAGAAAGGAUAGUGCAGGAGGCACUGGAUAGGAUUAUGGUCAAUCGGACAACUCUCAUUGUUGCCCAUCGUUUGAGCACUGUGAGAAAUGUUGAUUUGAUUUCAGUUAUUCACCAUGGCAAGAUAGUGGAAAAAGGCUCGCAUUCAGAACUACUCAAGGAUCCUGAAGGAGCUUACUCGCAGCUUAUACGUUUACAAGAAGUAAAUAAAGAGUCAGAGCAUGAAACGGAAGACCACAAGUCAGAUAUUACUAUGGAAUCCUUUAGACAGUCGAGUCCAAGAAUUUCACUGGAACGGUCUUUAAGCAGGGGAUCUUCUGGAGCAGGAAAUAUAAGCCCAUUCUCAGUCUCAUUAGGUUUACAUACUGCUGGACUCAGUGUCCCUGACACUGAUAACGCCCCGGGAGAAGUAGAAGCUUCUUCACAUAAAACAAAAACUCCAGAUGGCCCAAUCCGCCGCCUUGCUUAUCUGAACAAGCCAGAGAUCCCGGUACUUAUAGCUGGAGCUAUCGCUGCAAUUCUUAAUGGUGUCAUAUUUCCAAUUUUUGGCGUCCUACUUUCCAAUGUGAUUAAAACAUUUUUUGAACCACCGCAUGAAUUGAGAAAGGAUUCCAAGCUCUGGGCACUGAUGUUUAUGACGCUUGGCCUGGCAUCAUUUUUGGUGUUUCCAACACAAACUUACUUAUUUUCUGUGGCUGGAUGCAAAUUAAUCCAAAGGAUUCGAUCUAUUUGUUUUGAGAAGGUAGUUCACAUGGAGGUCGGCUGGUUCGAUGAGCCUGAGCAUUCAAGUGGGGUAAUUGGUGCUAGACUUUCAGCAGAUGCAGCAACAGUGCGUGCUCUGGUUGGAGACUCUCUAGCUCAGACGGUUCAAAACAUCGCAUCAGCAACAGCAGGUUUAGUCAUUGCCUUCACUGCAUGUUGGCAAUUGGCCUUGAUUAUCCUUGUACUCAUUCCUCUAGUAGGACUCAAUGGAAUUAUUCAAAUAAAGUUCAUGAAAGGAUUUAGUGCAGAUGCAAAGAUGAUGUAUGAGGAAGCAAGUCAAGUUGCAAAUGAUGCUGUAGGCAGCAUAAGAACUGUUGCCUCUUUCUGUGCUGAAGAGAAGGUGAUGCAAUUAUACAAAAAGAAAUGUGAAGGCCCUAUGGAGACAGGAAUAAAGCAAGGGCUGAUCUGUGGAACAGGAUUUGGAGUUUCUUUCUUCUUACUGUUUUCUGUCUAUGCAACCAGUUUCUAUGCGGGAGCUCAACUUGUCCAGCAUGGGAAAACAACAUUUACAGAAGUUUUUCGGGUUUUCUUUGCUUUGACCAUGGCAGCUAUUGGAAUUUCUCAAACAAGUUCCUUCGGUCCUGAUUCCUCCAGUGCCAAGACUGCAGCUGCAUCCAUAUUCUCUAUUAUAGACCGUAAGUCAAAGAUGGAUCCAAAUGACGAGUCAGGUACGAAAUUAGACAGUGUGAGAGGAGAGAUUGAACUUCAUCACAUAAGCUUCAAGUAUCCAACUAGGCCAGAUAUUCAGAUUUUCCGAGACCUCAGCUUGGUGAUUCAUUCUGGCAAGACUGUAGCCCUGGUUGGAGAGAGUGGAAGUGGGAAAUCAACUGUGAUAUCGUUGUUGCAAAGAUUUUAUGAUCCUCAUUCAGGUCAUAUAACUCUAGAUGGAGUUGACAUUCGAAGUCUCCAACUCAAGUGGCUGAGGCAGCAGAUGGGACUUGUGAGCCAAGAACCAGUCCUAUUUAAUGAUACAAUCCGUGCCAACAUUGCAUAUGGAAAACAAGGGAAAGCGACGGAGACAGAGAUUUUAGCUGCAUCAGAGCUAGCCAAUGCACACAAUUUCAUCAGUAGUCUUCAGCAGGGUUAUGAUACAAUAGUAGGAGAGCGAGGUGUCCAAUUGUCAGGGGGGCAGAAACAAAGGGUAGCCAUUGCUCGCGCUAUAGUCAAAGGUCCCAGAGUGCUUCUACUGGACGAGGCUACCAGUGCCCUGGAUGCUGAAUCUGAGAGAGCUGUUCAAGAUGCACUAGACCGAGUCGUGGUGAACAGGACUACGGUCGUUGUAGCCCAUCGGUUAUCCACAAUCAAGAAUGCAGAUGUUAUUGCAGUGGUUAAAAAUGGAGUUAUUGUAGAGAAAGGCAAGCAUGAUACUUUGAUCAAUAUCAAAGAUGGUUUCUAUGCCUCCUUGGUUGCCCUCCACAUGACUGCCUCCACAGCUUAAGUCAACGAACUCAGCACUUCCAAUUAAUGGCGGGCUGCUAUCUCCUCUUUUUCCAAACCUGUUUGUCUUCUUUUAAAAUGUAGUGCAAGUUCUGACCAAUGAAUACUGGCAGCGAAAGAAAGCUAUACGCUACAGAUUUGUUGCUUGUAGAGUGUGGUUGGAUUUUCAGAAAAGGAACCCUAAUGCAAUACCAAUAAACAGUAUUUAAGAUUA
Populus euphratica (Euphrates poplar) is the source of this 4342-nucleotide messenger RNA. Its product is annotated as ABC transporter B family member 11-like. The transcript has 13 exons. Gene Ontology annotation, biological process: oligopeptide export from mitochondrion. The record is from RefSeq and is a predicted model, not a curated record. Gene Ontology annotation, cellular component: mitochondrial inner membrane. The coding region runs from base 248 to 4129 and encodes 1293 amino acids. Gene Ontology annotation, molecular function: ABC-type oligopeptide transporter activity; ATP hydrolysis activity; ATP binding. Lineage: Eukaryota; Viridiplantae; Streptophyta; Magnoliopsida; Malpighiales; Salicaceae.